AUGCGUGGCUUCCCGCCGCCAGAACGUUUGGUCACGAAGAGAUCAAAGGCUGGAGCGGCGCGAAUGCUGGGGGACUCUGCCUUGCCUAAAGAAUGGCAAGCAGGCGUUAGCAAAGUCGAGGCGUGUUCUUUGGCCGAGUACGAUGGCGGUAGAGGCCUCGAGACAAUCUUCCCAAAGAAGGAAGACCCUAAGAGACGCUGCAACAUCCUGUGCAUUGGCAGUACAAAUGAGCUCACAAUUUCUUUAGAGCUCGCAGAGAGACAUCAAGAUCGGUACGCUCACGUUCUUCACCGUUUUGACCUCCCUAACGACGAUGAUCGUAUUGGUCUACGCUUGUACGACGUCGACGUGAGCAUAGAGAUUCGGGAACAUCCCCGUAAUCCAAAGCAACGUAAGUCGAAGAGGAGAGCCGAAACGGCAAGUGGAGAAUGCUGGGUGAUACACUUGGAGACCUCUUUGAAGGAGCAGGUCUUAGUAAAAGCGAAGACAAUGCUUCGAAGGUUAGAAUCAGUCACGAAUGCAAUGCCUUCCGACUGCUUCAGCUAUCGAAACUGCUUCGUAAAGCACACGUCGGGUGAACCUGCUAACGACAGUAAUGUCGAGUUCGGUGACGGCGUCUUUACGCAGACCUUCGUGGGCGGGUUUACUUGGCGUUUUGCCGGCAAUCUUGCCAGUAAAGAAUUUCGAGAGGCAUUGGCGGGGAAACUCGCUGAUGAAAAAGCUCGAGAAGAGGUGCCGACGAGACUGCAGCCCUACAGGACUGCAAAAGGAAAGAAGGCUGCCAAGAAAACUCCUGGCAAGCAACGAAGGCUGGAGAGGGUUCAGCAACGGUCAAUGGCAGCGGAUGAGUCUCCCAAAGAGACUCCCGAGCCAGUGGUUGAGCAGGAAGAUGAGAUUGAGCAGCCUGCGCCAUCUAGCCCUGCUGCUUUUUCCUCGGAACCUGAGCUUGAUGAUCAAGAGUCCGGUGAAUCCGACGUGGCCCUCAUUGAAGGUCUUCUUGAUAAGAGGACAAGAGAUGGUGAGGUCGAGUACGAGGUUCAAUGGACCGGUCCCUACAAGCCAACCUGGGAGCCAGCGGCCAAUGUAACCGCCGAGUCUAUUGCAGAGUUCGAGAAGAACAAAGCGGGCAAGGCGAAAAAGCGCAAGGCUAGGCCUCCCAAGAGCAAGCAGACGACUACGACUACGGCCAAUGCGCCUAAGACGAGAUCUGCGGGCAACGCAGCGAGGAAGUCGGCCAAGUAG
Letharia columbiana is the source of this 1242-nucleotide messenger RNA. RefSeq lists its product as uncharacterized. The record is from RefSeq and is a predicted model, not a curated record. The transcript has a single exon. Bases 1 to 1242 code for a protein of 413 amino acids. NCBI's taxonomy places the organism in Eukaryota, Fungi, Ascomycota, Lecanoromycetes, Lecanorales, Parmeliaceae.